UGGUGCCUUUCUGCGUCACCUACGAGCUGUUUUCCUCGCCCCCUUUCCUCGCUGCUCUCUGACCUCGAGAAGCCGAGGUCGCCACUUGGGGUAGGUGUGUAGAACCUCAGGCGGGUGACCGCGGCCUCGCACCCAGAGCCGAGCGGCGGCGGCGGCGGCGGCGGCGGCUAAGACAGAGCGGUCUUUCGGGGUCUGGCGGUUGGGGCUUCCUCCCUGGGCGACCUUUGGGGCAUCUCCUGAGUGUUUCUUCCAAUUAAGAAGCAUUUAUUUCCUCUUUCUCCUGCUUAUCUGUUGAACAGUAAAAAAGGUGGAAAAUUUCUGUGUUGGUCCACUAUCCACCAGAGAUGCAUCCAGACUUAUCUCCACACCUGCAUACUGAGGAAUGUAACAUUUUAAUUAACCUAUUAAAAGAAUGCCACAAAAAGCACAGCAUCCUGAAAUUUUUUGGUCGCUGUAAUGAUAUAGAUCGUGAGAUGCGGAAAUGCCUGAAAAAGGAGUAUGGAGAAAGGAGGUCCAAAAGCAGGGAAUUUGGAGAAGCUAAGCGACAGAAAUUUUCUAAUAUUUCAGAAGAGUCAGAGAACUGAGUUCUGCUUUUACUGGAUACAUCUUGGCUGAUGAAUGAACAUCUGGAUAUUUAGCUAGUAGCUGGAAGAAUGUCACCAUGUUUGAACUCAAUAGUUCUUAAACAGUGAACCCUUUUAUGAACUGCAUAGAAUUUGGAAACUGAUAGUAUAAGACUCUACUUGCAAGACUACAGGACGGAACCUUCUUGCCAUCAACAAAACAUCAACAUUUUAAUAAUGACUAUUUGUUUACUGACUCCUAUAAGUAUACCUACUAACCUGGAGGCAUUGGGAGGGGUGAAGGAAGGAUGUUACUAUCAGCCUUCCCUUCACAGCAUCGUAAAAAUAUUAAUACUUCACUUCAGUAUCUGAAAGUGUCAGCGUUCCAUUCGCAAGACCUCAGCCACCUUCCACACUUCAUGAAUUGUUGUGGCUGAAAAAAAUACUUUUAAAAAAGGUAGUGGAAUAAGUUAAAGCAUGGAGAGGCCUGGGAAUCUUUGGCUCGAGAUAAGUAACUGCAGAUCUCAUCUAUACAUGGAAAUUGGUUGUUCUCAGUGAUUAAAAAUUUGUAAUACAAAUUGUGAUGUCAUACCUU
Phascolarctos cinereus (koala) is the source of this 1158-nucleotide messenger RNA. NCBI's taxonomy places the organism in Eukaryota, Metazoa, Chordata, Mammalia, Diprotodontia, Phascolarctidae. The record is from RefSeq and is a predicted model, not a curated record.